Messenger RNA from Lagopus muta (rock ptarmigan), 4973 nucleotides. RefSeq names its product G protein-coupled receptor 17 (gene GPR17). The transcript has 2 exons. Gene Ontology annotation, cellular component: membrane. The record is from RefSeq and is a predicted model, not a curated record. Lineage: Eukaryota; Metazoa; Chordata; Aves; Galliformes; Phasianidae. Gene Ontology annotation, biological process: phospholipase C-activating G protein-coupled receptor signaling pathway; positive regulation of Rho protein signal transduction. Gene Ontology annotation, molecular function: G protein-coupled receptor activity. The coding region runs from base 3806 to 4837 and encodes 343 amino acids.
GACAAACUUCAGUAGCAGGGUAGCAAAGGAGCUUUCCUAGCGCUGUGAGUUUCAGAUGUUGUCAGCAAGGUGGAAAAAUGCACAAACUGGGAUCAUGAGCAUAACAGAAAUGUCUGAAACUAAGAAAAAGCAGCACAUUUUGAAGAUGAAAACACCAAACUUUUCACACUUAAGUCUUUAACAUCCAUCCUUUUGGCAGGAAAGCUGACUGCUGCAUGUCCAUUGCUCUGACACCACUCUGGUGCUUAUAGGAAACCAGUGCUUGAGCUGAGGGGUGGGAGGCUCAGCAGGAGUGAUCAUCAGAAGAACAGCAUCAGUUAGAAGUGGGCUGCUUCUAAGGAAAAACACUUGCAGAGAAAGACUGGAGACAGGACGCUACAACCAGAAAUACAAUCCCCAGACUAGCAUAAUCCCAAACCAAAAUUCUUCCAGCUGAGCAAGAAGUCAUUUCCUGAAAUCCAUCAUAAAUUUCAACAUACACUUUGAAUUUAUCUGCAGCGAGCAUCGUAACAAAGCCUUCAAAUUAGCCAGGUAGCAAAUUUAUGUUGAGUUAUUUUUUCUGUUUAUUAAUUUUUGCAUUCUUAAUAAGGAUAACUGAUAGCGUAACCCUGCACCGACAGCCCAGGGAUUGCUGUCUGUUUGUUUCUGAGCAGAACAGAAACAGGGACAUAAAACAUGGGCAGUGUGCAUGCAUUUCUAAUGAGUGCUGACAUCCCCCUUCCAGCUCAGCCCCGGGGGGUGGGAUAAUGGCUCCCUCCACACCAGCACUCUGCUCAAUACGUACAUCGAGAAAUAUUCAUACAGCUCCAGGAGUGCAAUCCAAGAGGAAAUUAUUGGGCGGUGAGACAGACUGCCAAAUAAGUUUUGUUUGUGGAGUGAAAGCCUCUUGUGCUACACUACAUACAUUAGCUUGAACUACACAUUCUGGGUCAUCUGGGGAAGUUUCAAGUUUGCUCUCAGCAUAAAUACAGAUGAGUACAAAAGUUUCGUAGGAUUUACGAGCGUCCUUUUUCGCAAGCUAACAAACCAGAAAGAAAGAAAAAGCCUAAAAAAUAAAUCAGUUACUUAUAUUGAUAGAGACGUGCAAAAUAAAAUGCAGGAAAGGGCUUUCCAUAAUCUACAGCUACAAAAGCUGUUAUUUCUGUAAGGUUGCAGCUUUCUGUCAACAUCUCUGCUCCAGACAUAACCUCAACACGUAACCCUAGCAAAACAGCAGCUUUUCCUCUGACCUAGUUUAGUGCUGCACGCUGUCAACAAACAGAACGGUAAAGAAAUACAAAAAUUGAUCAAAGUUCCCUUCUAACACAAAAUCUAAGCAAAAUUAGAGACUCAAUUCCCCAUGGGAUGGAACAGCUCUCCUACAGGACAGGCUGAGAGAGCUGGGGCUGUGCAGAUGGAGAAGGGAAGGCAGGGGGAGAGCUGAGGGCAGCCUGUCAGUAUCUAAAGGGGAGCGACAGGAAAGAAGGGGACAGGCUCUUUAGCAGGGUCUGCUGUGACAGGACAAGGGGAAAUGGCCUCAAGCUCAACAAUGGCAGAUUUAGGUUGAUUAUAAGGAAAAAAUCAUUCACAGUGAGGGUGGUGAGGCACCGGCACAGGCUGCCCAGAGAUGUGGUGGGUGCCCCAUCCAUGGAGACUCUCAAGGCCAGGCUGAUCAGGCCCUGGGCAACCUGAUCCAGCUGUGGUGUCCCUGUGCACUGCGGGCAGCUGGACUGUGUGGCCUUCAAAGGUCCCUUCCAGCUCUGAGGGGUCUAUGAUCCUCUAUUCAUUUGGUUUCUGACCAGGCAAUGAAUGAUGCCUUCCUUCCCUUUCCUCCAACAAGUGAAUAAGGUAAGAGCAGAUCUCACAUGAAGGCAAUCACUUGAACAAGACACAACUCAUUGAUUUUAUCAUCUGCUCUAAGGAUCCCCUUCUUGUCACUGACAUUUUGAGCUUACAGACAGACCCACGUUCUCCCUUCUCCUCCACCCCACAGCACCUUGCAGUGAAAAUAUGUCCAGACAGAAAUCAAUGGCAGUCAGUGCUGACAUCACUGAGGACAAAAGUGCUGACUGAAAUGCCUUGACUAGUUCACAUCUAGCAUGGGCAGACAGCUGGGUCUGAAUUCCAAAGAUCCUCCAUAGGAAAUCAGCUCAGUGUAUCAGCUGCUAACUCUCAAGCAUCUGGUUUGUAAGCAGGGCUUACUGCUUUGCUUCCUGAAGUUAAAUCACUGUCAUCAAGGGAAGAGACAUCCCUGUCUGCCACCCUCCCUUUAGCCUUUUCAGCUGGUCCAGUCCUGUACCAACUGCUUUUUCAGUGGUGUAACCACACAAAGAGGAGCACUUACCAUCAGACAAUAACUCAUCACUGACAGGAGUGUGAACAUAUAAAGAUCACUACAUUUUUGCAGAUUAAAUAAAAAUUAAACAAAGAUGAUAGGCACCACUGUAAAUUAACAGCCCAUGAAAAGGCAUGGUCUCAGCAUAUUUCUUCACUGCUGUGCAAUAGAAAAAUACGUAUUUAAACUAAUUCCAUCCAGGGAAGACAAGUAUUUGAGCUUUCAUCACAUGGAAACUCCAAACUCUUGGGUUCAAAAAGAUUUGUAGGCUUUAUUUUAUAUGGGACUAAAACCCAAACUUGCGUGCUCUCCAGCAACCCCAGGAAAUUCACACAGAAAACCCGACAGUGAGUUUUCUUUUUGUUCGUGAAAGCAACAGGAACUACAAAAAACAAAAGUAAAAGAUAACACGUGUAUUUAUAGAGAAUGAAAUACCCCUCAGAAAAAAGGACAGUCUAGAUGCACUUUUGGCAAUGCCAUCUUCUGAAGUGCUGUUCUCUCUAGCUGGCAGCAGACAGUGAUUACCCACACACUCAAAUUUAGUCUUUCUUGUGCCAUAGGCACACAUUGUAUUCAGGGAGUGCAUAGAGUGAGAAGGCCCCUCUGUGGCCACACAAAGAAAUUCCUGUUUCCAAAAUGUAAUUUGUUCUCCUUUCUGCUGACUCUGGUCUCUCCAGCCAUGCAGUAAGCAGAAGUGGCCCAGCAUGUUUGUUCCUCAUCUACCGCAGUUUCCUGUCCACCUGAAAGUGACAACAGCUAACAAAAGAAGGGAAUUACCUUGGAGUUUCAUUUACAAAUUUCCUAUAUAUUGGUCUGUAAUUAAUCAGCCAUUUCAGUGAAUAUACUCAAAUUUUAAGUUCUGUUGGAAGCUGGAUGCCUUGCUUCAUGCCUUGGACCAUCUGCCUACUGAUGUAAGAUCUCAGCACACAGUGUAACUUCUGCCCGAGACUCACAAUGUUGUGUAACCCCCUACCUCAAAAUUUCAAUCUCAGUAGAGGAAAAUGGAGCAGAUUGAUCUUAAAACAUUCUAAUGGGUGAAGAAUGUGUCAAAGAAACAAGAGAUGCCUCCUUGUUUCCCUAGGCAAAGCAAACAGGCACUCAAGCCAAACGGAAAUUCUUCUUGUCUUUUGCUAUCAUUAUUUCACUGUUUUUUUUCCAAAUGCUUUUCAAACACAGUUGUAUUUGAUGCUGCCUCACUGACCUGAGGAUACUGAGACAGGAACACAGGAUACACAGAAACAGGAAGCUACAGUUUUCAGCUUCCUUAGCUGCUUGUUCUUUAAAUAUGUAUUGAAUGUUGUGCUGUAAUCAUCAAUUAGUACAACUAAUAGAGGUACUGCUGUGGAUACUGCAACACCUCUGAGGAAUCCAAGAAACAGAGACAGCACUGGAAGCUCAGACUGUCUGCAUUUCCCUACCACUGACCCUGACAGAUGAGGAGUGCAUACAAAGGCAGGGUUUUUCUUUUAUACUUCAAAACUCUGGUGAAAAAUGAAAGGCCCGGCAGAUCCCUCAAGUCUGCUCUUCAAUUGCUCAAAUCAGUCAAACUUCCCUUUGGAAACUUCAGAGCAAUGUGGCAAAGAGACACACCUUGAGAACAUACUUUUUGCCACCUUCUACUUCCUAGACUUCAUCCUGGCUUUUAUUGGCAACUCCCUGGCUCUUUGGCUCUUCAUUCGGGACCAGAAGUCCGGCACACCGGCCAACAUUUUCCUGAUGCACCUUGCUGUGGCUGACCUCUCAUUCGUGCUGGUCCUCCCCACCCGGCUGGUGUACCAUUUUUCAGGUAACCACUGGCCGUUUGGCGAGAUCCCAUGCAGACUCACGGGUUUCCUUUUUUACCUCAACAUGUAUGCCAGUAUCUACUUCCUCAUGUGCAUCAGCGUCGACCGGUUCCUGGCCAUCGUGCACCCCGUGAAGUCCAUCAAGCUCCGCAGGCCCCUUUAUGCCCACCUGGCGUGUGCCUUCCUGUGGCUGAUAGUUGGGGUUGCGAUGGCACCCCUGCUGCUCAGCGUGCAGACCGUGGAAGUGAACAACACAACCAUCUGCCUGCAGCUCUACAGAGAAAAGGCGUCACGUCACGCUCUUGUGUCCUUAGCGGUCGCGUUCACCUUCCCGUUUGUCACUACGGUGACUUGCUACUUACUGAUCAUCAGAAGCCUGAAGAGUGGGAACAGAGUAGAGAAACACCUGAAGGAAAAAGCUAUCAAAAUGAUCAUCAUGGUCCUGAUGAUCUUCCUGGUUUGUUUUGUACCUUAUCACGUCAAUCGCUACAUUUAUAUCCUCCAUUACAACGGCACCAAGGCUUCCUGCGAGACGCAGCGCCUGCUAGCACUCAAUAACCGCAUCACUUCCUGCCUCACCAGCCUGAACGGGGCCUUCGACCCGGUCAUGUAUUUUUUUGUAGCUGAGAAAUUCCGUGAUGCUUUGUGCAACCUGUUCUGUGGUAAGAGGACGGUGAUGAUACCACAGUGCGAGGGGAAGACCAACGAAAGCUCGCUGAGUGCGAAAUCUGAGCUGUGAACGUGACUCCUGCCUCCGCUUCAACGUGAAAAGCCUGCGCCGCCAAAAUCAGAGGAGAGCAGAUAUGCAGAAAGACCACAUGCAUGACCACAGCCGGGCUCACUCCUGCAGAGGGAAGUUCUGUCAUUUCCCUGGA